Messenger RNA from Hippocampus comes (tiger tail seahorse), 1360 nucleotides. Its product is annotated as gastrula zinc finger protein XlCGF8.2DB-like. Gene Ontology annotation, cellular component: nucleus. The record is from RefSeq and is a predicted model, not a curated record. Gene Ontology annotation, biological process: regulation of transcription by RNA polymerase II. The transcript has 4 exons. Gene Ontology annotation, molecular function: DNA-binding transcription factor activity, RNA polymerase II-specific. Lineage: Eukaryota; Metazoa; Chordata; Actinopteri; Syngnathiformes; Syngnathidae. Bases 1 to 1116 code for a protein of 371 amino acids.
AUGGGGCUCAGGACAGACAGUCACAGUUGUGACACCCGUCACAUCUCCUCAGAUGAUGUUUACGAUGAGACAACCACCGGUCAAGCUCAGCACCGGGAAGAGGAAGAGGAGAAAAAAGAGAUCUCCCACUUAAAAGAGGAAGUGGAGCAGCAGGCCCAAUAUAUUAAAGAGGAGGAGUUACAGCACCCUUGCAUGAAAGUGGAGGUGGAUGAGCCUCCUAACAUCAAAGAAGAGGAGGAGGAGGAUAUCUGCAAGACUGGUGAGAAACCUUUUGCAUGCACCGACUGUGGGCAAAGAUUCUCUCAGAAGGCAAACUUAAAACGUCACACAAGAACACAUACUGGUGAGAAGUCUUUUGAAUGCACCGACUGUGGGCAACGAUUUUCUCAAGGGGGAAACUUAAAAUGUCACACAAGAACCCACACUGGUGAGAAACCUUUUGCAUGCACCGACUGUGGGCAAAGAUUCUCUCAGAAGGCAAACUUAAAACGUCACACAAGAACACAUACUGGUGAGAAGUCUUUUGAAUGCACCGACUGUGGGCAACGAUUUUCUCAAGGGGGAAACUUAAAAUGUCACACAAGAACCCACACUGGUGAGAAACCUUUUGCAUGCACCGACUGUGGGCAAAGAUUCUCUCAGAAGGCAAACUUAAAACGUCACACAAGAACACAUACUGGUGAGAAGUCUUUUGAAUGCACCGACUGUGGGCAACGAUUAUCUGAGAAAGGAGGCUUAAAAAUAGAAACAAGAACACACACUGGUGAGAAACCUUUUGCCUGCGCAGUUUGUGGCCAAAGAUUCUCUCAAAAGGGCAGUUUAAAACGUCACACAAUAACCCACACUGGUGAGAAACCUUUUGCAUGCACUGACUGUGGCCAAAGAUUCUCUCGCAAGGGAAACUUAAGAAUACACACAAGAACACACACUGGUGAGAAACCUUUUGAAUGCACCAACUGUGGGCAAAGAUUUUCUCAAGAGGGAAGCUUAAAACGUCACACAAGAACACACGCUGGUGAGAAACCUUUUGCCUGCGUAAUUUGUGGCCAAAGAUUCUCGUGGAAGUAUCAGAUUAAGAAUCACAAGUGUGAUGAUGAGACAAGCAGUUAUCAUUGAAGUUUUCACUUCUCAUCUGAGCAGGUUUCAGGUUUGUGUGUGCCAAGGCUGAUUGUAUUUUAUGUACCUUCUCCAUGGGAGUUAGUUUUCAUUUGGUUGUGAGCUGUGGUUUUUAAAUUUAGUUUGUUGUAUUCAGAGGAGGUUAGGUCAUUGGUAUUCAUUUUUUUCCUCCUCAAAACUCAACAGUCCUUGAAUCGUAUGAAAUGUAUUUUGUCUUCAAUUUUGCUCCAUGUGCUUAUUUUUC